AUGGCGCCACCCAAGACACUUCUGCCUCUCCUCGCGGCUGUCCCCUAUGCUUCAGCUUGGGGAUCGCUUGGCCACACCGCGGUCGCAUACAUGGCGCAAAACCUCGUCUCUCACAAGACGGCCAAGUUUGCCCAGACCCUCUUGAACGAUACCUCGUCCGCAUACCUAGCCAACGUAGCAACCUGGGCCGACAGCUACCGCUAUGAGGCUGGAGGACAGUUCAGUUCCGUCUAUCACUACAUUGAUGCUCUCGACAACCCGCCUGAAAGCUGCAACAUCGACUUCGAGCGAGACUGUCCCGAAGAAGGUUGCAUUGUUUCUGCUAUUGCCAACUACUCCAGCCGCGCUUUUCAGAAGUCGGUCGGCAUCGUCGAGCAGCAGAAAGCACUCAAAUGGGUCGUUCACUUCGUUGGUGACAUUCACCAGCCCCUACAUGUAGAGAACAUCGCCGUGGGUGGCAACCUCAUCAACGUCACCUUCAACGGCGUGCGCACAAAUCUCCACUCCAUCUGGGACACAGCAAUUCCGCAAAAGGCAUACGGAAACUUCUCUCAGGCCAAUGCACUGGCUCUGGCCAACAACCUCACCGCGGAAGUAAAGCAUGGCAAAUUCAAGAAAGAGAGCAAGACGUGGCUCAAGGGCUUGAAGGCGAAAGAUGCAGUAAGCAGCUCCAUGACCUGGGCGCGCGACUCCAACAAAUUCGUUUGCUCUACUGUCAUACCCGACGGUCCUGAUGCAGUUUUCGCGCAAGAGCUAUCCGGAGCGUACUGGGACACGGCAAUUCCAGUCGUCACCAAGCAACUUGCAAAGGCAGGAUACAGGCUUGCUGCUUGGCUCGAUGCGCUUGUUGAGCUCAAUGAGAAGAAGGGUCAUGGACAGUGGACACGGGAAGAGAAGAGGGCAGUAGAACUACAGCCAUGGCAGGAAGAAGCGAGGCAGGCCCGACGUGACUUUGGGCCCGACUGUGGAUGCGGACCUCAGGGCUGGCACGUGGCCCGGUUACUCAGCAACCGCCGCCGGUGUUUCGGACUCUUCCCGCGUGCCGUUCACAUUUCACCGUUCACUGAACAUGUAUCCACUGCGAUCCACCGGCAAGUGUCUGCGAUGGGCAGGCCACCAGCGAGGCGAGCAUGCGACAGAUGCCAUAUUGUAAAAGAGAAAUGUAGGCGCAUCCCUGGCCAGGACGCGUGCGAACGAUGCCUCCGACUCCAGAACUCAUGUCAGACCCUGCGACCAGUCGGGACAGCCGGCCGCAAACCUCGGUACCAGCGCAAUGAAGAGAGUACACAGCGUCAGCUACACAUGGCUCGGAGUGAUAGCAGCCUUUCUACCGCUGCUUCAUCACCACAAUGCCCAGCCUCGGCCGCCAGCCCGGCUAUGCCGGAUUGGGACUUAGCAUCCCUGCCCAGGACUCCGUCUUCACUCGCGGACUUGACCGAGCGAGAAAUGCAUCUUGUCAAGGGUGUUUCCCAAGGAAGAACGCGCAUCGACCAGUUCUUGGUUGCUUCAAGCUUUCGCAUCACCCAUCACAAAGCUUUUGCGCAACAACUCCACGACGCUACUUUGUGGGUCCAGGACUCGUUGUUGGCCACUGCAGCUCUUCUGGCUUGCGAGUACGAGCCUGGAUCCGACUAUGAGGAUCGCAUCAUCGGCCACAGGCGCGCAGCUUCUGCAAUCUCCACCUUGCGGUCUGUAAAGGCUGUCGAUCUCGGUGACCUUCCUACCAUUCUGAUGCUUUCGGUAAGCGCAAUCACCUUUGCGCUACAUAUCUCUGGACAAGCGUUAGAGAUAUGUCGACAUAGUCUCAACCUCAUCAAGCCCGUAUACGAAUCAUCAACGGAGCUUACUCCAGAUUGCCUUGCCUUCGUAAUUUGUCUCGUCCAAGCCGAGACCGAAGAGUGCAUCCUACGGGGCGAGGUACCAACUCUACGAUUCACGGCUCGAGGGCUCGAUGACGUUGUUGAUCGGUACUUGGGCAUUGCAUCGCCCAUGCUACCGUACCUCUACGACGUCUGUACAAUCACCAGUACGCUACGUAAUGACAAGCACGUUGAUAUCUCUGCAAUCAUGCAAGCUUUAGACGCGAUCGAAGCGGCUGUCGAAGCGUGGGAGCCAAGAAUGCCUGAAGGUCAUAUCACUCGCUUCUUGCAGGAGGAGGUGGCCAGUAUACUGGCCCAAGCCAGAUUAUAUCGUUGGUCUGUGUUACUCAUUGCACACCGACUGCGACAUCCAUAUGGUUCGGCUGUAGAAAAAGGGACGGUCAUAUCUAACGCAAUCCUGGAAGAGCUACGUCUAACACUACAGUCCACCGGGCGCUCAGUGCCAGGCGCCACUGUCCCAUACAUGUUCGCUUGCUUCGAGUUGGUCGACCCCGUUAAAAGAGAAUUGGCACUCAAAAAGAUCGAUGCUGUUGUCGAGUUUUCGAAAGCGUGGAGGACCAAGAUCAAGAAACAAUUGACAGCAUUUUGGUUAAUCAAAGAUAACACGGAUCGAAUUCAUUGGAGCGACAUGGUGUCUUGGUUCCCUCAAUAA
Alternaria burnsii is the source of this 2532-nucleotide messenger RNA. Its product is annotated as s1 p1 nuclease. The record is from RefSeq and is a predicted model, not a curated record. The transcript is spliced from 2 exons. The coding region runs from base 1 to 2532 and encodes 843 amino acids. Gene Ontology annotation, biological process: DNA catabolic process; regulation of DNA-templated transcription. Gene Ontology annotation, molecular function: DNA-binding transcription factor activity, RNA polymerase II-specific; zinc ion binding; endonuclease activity. NCBI's taxonomy places the organism in Eukaryota, Fungi, Ascomycota, Dothideomycetes, Pleosporales, Pleosporaceae.